Messenger RNA from Corythoichthys intestinalis (scribbled pipefish), 4173 nucleotides. It is a transcript of the gene bhlhe41, whose product is annotated as basic helix-loop-helix family, member e41. Gene Ontology annotation, cellular component: nucleus. The transcript is spliced from 5 exons. The record is from RefSeq and is a predicted model, not a curated record. The coding region runs from base 124 to 1368 and encodes 414 amino acids. Gene Ontology annotation, biological process: anterior/posterior pattern specification; regulation of transcription by RNA polymerase II; regulation of neurogenesis. Gene Ontology annotation, molecular function: protein dimerization activity; DNA-binding transcription factor activity, RNA polymerase II-specific; RNA polymerase II cis-regulatory region sequence-specific DNA binding. Lineage: Eukaryota; Metazoa; Chordata; Actinopteri; Syngnathiformes; Syngnathidae.
GUGGAGGUGUCACUGUGAGGCGGCGCUGCUCCAGCAGAGGACACGCACACCGUGUGCACCAUCAACCGCGCGCAUCGUGGAAUAACAAACAUUUGUGCCAAGGAAAGCCGCAGCAAACAUCCCAUGGAUGAAAGAAUUGCAGACUUACAGGAACGUCACUUCAUGGAGCGCGCGGACUUUUUGGGGAUGGAUUACCCUUCUCUUUACAUGUGCAAACCCAAAAGGGGAAUCAAGAGGGAGGACGGCGGCAAGGACGCUUAUAAGUUACCACACCGUUUGAUAGAGAAAAAGAGAAGAGACCGAAUCAAUGAAUGUAUCGGUCAACUGAAGGAUCUGCUGCCGGAGCAUUUAAAGCUUUCGACUCUGGGCCAUUUGGAGAAGGCGGUUGUUCUGGAAUUAACUCUGAAACAUUUAAACGCAUUGACUGCGGUCACGGAGCAGCAGCACCAGAAGAUCAUCGCUUUACAGAACGGGGACCAGUCUAUUAAGACAUCUGUUCACAGCGAGGUGGACGCCUUCCAUUCUGGUUUCCAAACAUGCGCCAAAGAAGUUUUGCAGUACCUGAGCCAGUUUGAAAACUGGACUGCGCACGAGCAGAGCGGCGCCCAGCUCCUCCAGCACCUUCACAAGGCCCUGGCCCGGGUCCAGUCCGGCUCACUUCUCUCCCGGCAGCAGCAACAACAGUUCCCUGCUGGCGACACACCAGAAGGGCACAAAGCCGACAACCAAGCCAAUUGCGUCCCAGUCAUACAGAGGACCCAAGGAGGGGAUCUGACUGAGAACGACACGGACACGGACAGUGGCUAUGGGGGUGAGGGGGGCAAGGAUAAAGAGUGUGAGCACAACAACACCUCGCAGGAGGCAAAAGGUGUGAAAAUCAAGCAGGAGUACGGAGACGAUUGCCCGGCUAAGAAACCAAAGAUGAAUUGGUCCGGCAAUAGCUCAGGGGGCACUGAUGUGGCCUUCAUGAACUCUCUGAUGGGAUUAACCGGUGUGGGACAGCAGACGCCGAUUUGCAUGCCUUUCUACUUCAUAAAUCCAUCAGCUGCUGCCUCGUACAUGCCUCUUUUCGAUAAAAACAACAUGGAAAAGGGCAUGUACCCGGCGGCUGCCCUGGCCUCCCCCUUUCCAUGGCUGUAUCCCGCGCAGGCAUCUGCAGCAGCGGCAGCAGCGGCUGCUGCCUUUCCGGGGCUUUCCACGCACUUUGGCCCUUCAUCUCCGUGUGAGGAUCCCCAGUUUGGUGAUGACGCGGAAACGAGUUCGCCCGAAGACCGUGAGGAAACUCCCACGAGUGAAGGGGGUGACGAUGAUGACGAGAGUGGACUUCACCGGCCACAUGACCAGUUGGCCGUCUGUAAAAGCAGCUAAAUUGUCUGGGUCAAGUCAAUGUCGUCCAGGAGACCAAGCACUCUCCUAUUAGAUGCAUUUGUUGUGUGAAUGCUGAGAGUCAAGCGCCUCUAGCUUAAGAAAGAAUAGUAUUAUCAUAAUUUCAUUAUUACAGUUUGCAUGUUCUCCCAGUGUUUGUGUGGGUUAUUUUCUUGUCACGCUGGCUUCUUCAUACAUUCCAGAAACACAUGUAAGGUUGAAUUUUUGUCAUACAUUAAACCUCUUCCGGAGCAAACCUGGCCGUAAUUAACCAAAAUUGUCAUUGGUCCCAAAAAAUUUUGUCAUCCUAAAUCCACUCUAUUUUUCCACUUGAAAUUAAACUGCUCACAAUUGAUUUUGACUUAAAAUGCUUAUCAUAUACAGACUUAAAACUAAGACAGUCGCUAAGAUAUAACUAUUUUAGUCAAGAUUUGUCACUUGAACUAUACUUGCUUGACAGCAAUUCCUACUUUCCUUAUGGCCAAAGUUUUGGAACUAUUUUGUGGUUUGAAUCUGCACAAAAGAGCACAAAAUUACGCGAAUAUUUGAAUUUGUAUCAUUCCAUUGCUUGAAAACAAUUCAUGGAGAGCCUUUUGCCAAAAUUCUAGAGUGCAGUCAAUGAAUGCGGCGUACAUGGAUGGCCAAGGACCUCUAAAAAAAGCCAUACAUUUGUCUUAAUUUAAUUCAUUUUUUUGCACUAUCAUAGCAGCAACUUUAUGACAAUCAUGCCACCUUGUUUGUGGUUUAAAAAAAAACUGGAAAAAUAUUUUAAAAAUCAAAAUUAAAUUUCUCAACAAACACACAAGAGGGGACAGUUUUACCCUUCCUUGUCGGUUCAGUGUACUGCGGUCAAUCCCCUGGCGUGCGGGUGUGUGCUGCCAACUGUAUUUUUUUUGGGGGGGGGGGGGGUUGUUCUGUUAAGUUACAUUUUGACACAUCACUCGUGGGCAGCAAGCGAGCAUUCAGUCAAAUUGCUCUGAUGUCAUGGUCUGGGGCAGGGAUGUCUAACCAUUCCACAAAGGGCCAAGUGGGUGCAGAUUUUCCUUCCAACCAAUCAAGAGGACAGGUUUUCACCAAUCUGGUCCGUUACAAGUGUAAUCAAGUGAUUUUUGUCAACUACUGCAUGUUUCAGCAGAAACCUCAUUGGUUGAACUGUAUCAGUUGGAAAAAAACCUGAACUCACUUGACCCUUUAUGGAACUGGUUUGACACCCCUGCUUUUAGGGGUGUGCUUGCAGGGUAUAUUAUACUGUGAUGAAUGAUGGAGGUCACAGCCCUUCUAUAUUGUUGCAUCUCUCAGCAUUCACACAAUUUGUGAGGUUAUAGCAAUUUCUGAGGAUUGUAAUGUGAAUGAAGUGUGUCCACAGAAGAGAUAUUCCUGUAUUAUAUUUACCUUGACAGGACCGUUCUGACAGUAUGUGCCUUUUGCACUUAUACUAGAUUAAUUAAUCUGAAUGCACAUCGACAAUGAUUGGCAUAAACGCAACAAAAUUGUUGUGUUGUAUUGCAAUUAGUUUUUGUAUCUAUCCUCUUUGAUUAAAAAAAAAAAAAAAAUCUCGUAUGGCAGCAUUGGUGCCAAAUUUUGAGAAAUACAAGUGCAAAUGCGCAUUAUCCCAAUCAGCUGGUCUCUUUGGACUGAAGGCGUGGUAAGAAUGUCUGCCAAAUUGGGAACAUCUUGCUGCAUCUGCUUGGACUGUAAAUAUUUAAACCUGGAUGAUAGUCGGGUUAAUCAAGACGUAAAUGUGCACUAGAUGGCCACAAUACCUCACCCCCAGCUUUGUGCGGGGUAUUCUUAUUCGGAGAGAGAAGCAUAAAACUCAUCAUACAUGAACACAUAUGCACAUAAUCUCUCUAUGAAAUCAAUCAAAUUGAAUGACAGUCUUAUUUAGUCCAAAUUCAGUCAGACACAGGCUCAUUCAAGUGCUUAACUGAGAUACUCUUGAAGCCUUUCCUUCACAAUUGGUUUCACUUGUCAGCGUUUUGUAGGCCCCCCCAAUGAAGCAUUUCUGAAUUGAGAUGCAGUGAGCCCCUUUACCUACAGGAGGCAAUGUAGGAUAGCACCUUAUUGAUCUUUGAUAUUGAAUGUACCUGUAUUUUCCAAGCUGUUAACAUUUCUAUGUAGGACGAGUUUUUACUCUCUGAGAUGUAAAGUGCACUUUUUUCUGCUUUUACUCGAAGCCCCUAAAAGUCACAUGAUCCAUGAAGAGCCAAUCACUGUAAUUGACCUUUUGUGUUGUCGGUGUAAAGUUGCCUUGAAUCGAACGUGAUUUCAAGUCCAACCAGAUUUGGAUAUGUCACAUUGGAGUUGAUUUUAUAUACAGUAAUGGAGUGCAAGCUUUGUCAUUUGCCCAAUUUAGCUGUUGUUCAAUAUUUUUAAUCCAAAUCAGCUUUGAGAAGUCCCACUACAAUAAAUUUUUGUUAUGUAUUUUUUUCCUUUAAAAAAAGAAUACAGCUAUGGUCACAUGACUGUCAUUUGAGAAAAAAAUUCCUGCAGUUUUAGUGAUGUCGAGGCUUUGAAAAGGUUUAACAACUACCCGUGAUUCACUUUGCAUUUUGCAAACAUGUUGCUUUUGUAGUUUUCUUCUGCUGAUCUAGCCUCAAAUUGGUCAACUGUUAUAGAAAGUGGCAUGUAUGUCUGUAAAUAUAUUUUGUGAAUGUACUACGAAACAUGUCUCUGUCAAUGUUGUAGAUGUCUAUGGAUUUUUUUUUUUUAAGAGGAAAAGAUAUUUCCCUAAGCAAUUGUUGCACAUUUUGUUGCUUUGCGCAUUAUGCUGUUAUAAAUUAUUGCUGAUGAGUUGAAAAAUAAAUA